AUGCCUGUUCGACUGUUUGAGAACAGCCGCAUCGCCACUGGACUGCUGGUGAAUUUACUCUCCUCUAUCUGCAUCGUCUUUCUGAACAAAUGGAUCUACGUCCACUACGGCUUCCCCAACAUGACCCUGACCCUGGUUCACUUCGUGGUGACCUGGCUCGGUCUGUUUGUGUGCCACAAGAUGGACAUUUUCUCUCCGAAAAAUCUCAGACCCACCAAAAUCAUUCUGCUGGCUCUGAGCUUCUGUGGAUUCGUCGCUUUCACUAAUCUGUCCCUCCAAAACAACACUAUAGGCACCUACCAGCUGGCCAAAGCCAUGACCACUCCUGUUAUUAUCGUCAUCCAGACCAUCUACUACAGAAAAACCUUUUCCCUGAAGAUUAAACUGACUUUGGUGCCAAUCACUCUGGGGGUCAUACUGAACUCCUAUUAUGACGUGAAGUUUAAUUUGCUGGGCAUUGUUUUCGCGACACUGGGAGUUUUCGUCACAUCGCUGUACCAAGUGUGGGUGGGUGCGAAGCAGCAUGAGUUGCAGGUGAACUCCAUGCAGUUGCUGUAUUACCAGGCCCCGAUGUCCUCCGCUUUCCUCCUCAUGAUCGUCCCCUUUUUCGAGCCGCUCACUGGAGAGGGGGGCAUCUUCGGCCCCUGGUCCAUACAGGCUGUGACGAUGGUUUUUCUGUCGGGGGUUAUCGCGUUCCUUGUGAACCUGUCCAUAUACUGGAUCAUUGGGAACACCUCUCCAGUCACCUACAACAUGUUUGGACACUUUAAGUUCUGCAUCACUUUGCUGGGGGGAUAUGUGCUGUUCCACGACCCGCUCUCUCUGCACCAGGGCCUGGGCAUCCUCUGCACGCUCAGCGGCAUCCUCGCAUACACACACUUCAAAUUGGCUGAGCAGGAGGAGGGCAAGAGCAGGCUGGCUCAGCGCCCGUAGGCCAUCCGCCAAGUACUGUUUAAGAGUUCCGGCAGUGCCUGAAGGACGUCAGAGACAAUAUAAUGGACCAUAACCCAAACACUGGGACAGUUUAGCUGCUGAAGUUAUGAAGCAAAGGUUUACGAGCCAGGUAAAUGUUCAAAGACAAAUGAAGAGUCUGAUUGCGUUAUUCAGUGUCAAAAAAAAUUAAAUGUCUGCUGUAAAAGUGGAUGGUACACUGUAUGUCCCAAAAGUAUCCAGACAAUCUUUCGAAUGAGUGAAUUUAGCUGCUAAGGUGCACCCACUGCUGACACAAGCGUUCAGUUGUCAGAUUCUAUAAUCUCCAUAGAAAAACAUACAACAGCCAACAGAAUGCAGAGGUGCAAUGGAACUGGACUGUGUGAUCCAGAACUAAUCAUCCAACGUCAGUACCUGACCUCACUAAUGCUCUUGUGGCUGAAUGCAGUCAAAUCCCCACAGCAAUGUUCCAACAUCUAGUGUAAAGCCUUCUCGGAAGAGUAGAGGAUGUUACUGCAGCAAAGGGGAACAAACUCCCUAGUUAUGCUCUUGAUUUCAGAAGAAAUGCUGGACAAGCAGGUGUCUACAGACUUUUUGGACAUAUAGUGUACAUAUUUUUGUAUUUACUCUUUUUGAUGGAUAUGCCCAGUGCAAAUGACCCCACGAACGCCAACAAACAAAAUGAAAGUUGCUCAUGCUUGAUGAACAAGAAGUGUUGUUUACACUUUAAAGACACCAUAAAAAGUAGUGUCUUAUGUUUCAAAUACAGUAUUUUUGCAUUAUUCAGUAUCAAAAAUAUUCUGUAACAACAUAAAUGUCUACUGUAAAACACUGUAGCAGUUUUUUUUUUGUUUUGAACAUUGUGUUUUAAUUGACAUGCCUAGUGCAAAUGACACAACAAACCUAAAUAUUGGGUUAAUUUGCUCUACACAACUCUUAAAAACUUUCUACAGUGUUCCCAUUAAAAUGAAGGUGUUUGUUUGCAGAAUGUCAGGUCAGUAUGCUGUGUUUAGAUGACCUGAUUUGGUUUCAACACUCAGUCAGCAUGUCAGUGCUUCGUGACACGAUUGCUCAAGAUAUAAAUGUGGUCCAAAUUGGAAUUGAAUGCAGUGUCACUGGGAGAAUUGGAAUGGAAGAAUUUGGAAUUUUGUGGAUUUAUUUUCUUAACUUAAUUCAACAUAGGUACUAACUACAUAUCAGAUAUGUGAACUGUGCAAAACAGAAGCUGUUGUAUUUGGAUGUGUCCAAACAAAGCCCGAGUUGUGAUCACAAGCUUGUUUACGAUGUCUGAAUGUUCAAAAGUUAUUGCUUUUUUUGUAUUUUGAUGGUUUUAUUUAAUCAUGUACUUUUUCAUACACUGUUGUCUACAAUAAAACAUUUUAUUGAUUUCA
This is a messenger RNA of Colossoma macropomum (tambaqui), 2321 nucleotides long. It is a transcript of the gene slc35e3, whose product is annotated as solute carrier family 35 member E3. Gene Ontology annotation, cellular component: Golgi apparatus. The transcript is spliced from 5 exons. Gene Ontology annotation, molecular function: antiporter activity; nucleotide-sugar transmembrane transporter activity. NCBI's taxonomy places the organism in Eukaryota, Metazoa, Chordata, Actinopteri, Characiformes, Serrasalmidae. The record is from RefSeq and is a predicted model, not a curated record. The coding region runs from base 1 to 933 and encodes 310 amino acids.